AUGACGAUUGAGGCGUUACUGGACGAGCUUCUGUGUCACAUCCUUUCCUUCCUUUCGACCAAGGAAGCCAUUGCUACAUCACUGUUGUCUAAAAGAUGGAGAUUUUUAUGGACCAUGGUUCCAUCUCUUCACAUUGGGUGUGCCAAACCAAUCAUGGAACACUACAAGAGUCUCAAGUUGAAGGCUGUGCGUAACUAUCGAUAUCUCCGACUCUACCAUCAAAAUUGGCUUUAUGACGAAGUCAUGCAUUAUGAUUAUGAUUUUAUGUCAGACUCAAUGCAGAAUUGUGGUUGGUUAAAACCUGAGAAAGCCAAGGUUUAUGUGACAGUGCAUAACUAUAUGAUGCAGGCUGUUUCCUACCUUCUCAAAAGAAUACAUUCUGUUGAAUUUCUCUCUUUGAAAUAUUCUAGGGAUGUUAAUCCUUCUACUUUUGAUCUUCCAUUAUUUGAGAAUUUGGUUGAGUUACAACUUUUUGUCACAAAAGAUGAUCCCUUUAUUAUGGAAUUACCUGCCAAGUGUCCUAAGCUUCAAGUUCUUGAAAUUAAUAUCUUGGAUGAUGGUCAGAGAUGUCGCUAUAAUAUUAGUGAAGGAGUAAGGGUGCACGACCUAUCAAUUGUUCCUAUUUCACCUGUUAUAUGGCUAAAUAAUUGGUUAAGAGACCAAGCUAUUGUUUUCUUAGAGCAAUAA
Molecule: messenger RNA, 687 nt
Organism: Cajanus cajan (pigeon pea)
Lineage: Eukaryota; Viridiplantae; Streptophyta; Magnoliopsida; Fabales; Fabaceae
Source: RefSeq, a predicted model, not a curated record